Messenger RNA from Symphalangus syndactylus (siamang), 9733 nucleotides. RefSeq lists its product as uncharacterized. NCBI's taxonomy places the organism in Eukaryota, Metazoa, Chordata, Mammalia, Primates, Hylobatidae. The record is from RefSeq and is a predicted model, not a curated record.
UUGUGAAAGUGCUCCUGGCCCGGAACAAAAAGAACCGUGGGGUGUGAGUAUGUGUGUGUGUGAGUGCGAGUGCGCGCGCGGGGCUGGCCACAGGGCACGGGAGUCGCCUGGCACUACGCGUGGCCCCAUCGCGGGUCGGGCCGGCCCAGGGCUGGGGCGCGCUCACGGGAGGAGCUGCGCGCGGCCGGCGGAGAACUUUCUUCUUUUCCCUUCUCUCUCCCUCUUGAGCUCGCGCCUAGGCCCUGGCCACUCUCCCGGAGAGAAGCCGGGCGACCCGGCCGCGGGCUCAAGCAGCCAGCGCCGGCUGCAAGUGACCGCGGUGCGCGGGCGGAAAGACGUCCCGGACGUGCGGGUAGGAGAGCUGGAACGCAGACGACAGCCCCUUUCUCUGCCCUUACUUACCGCCCCAGCGCUCACAGCCGCUGCUCUGUUUUUAAGAGAAUAGGGCAGGUGCAAGUUUGGUUGUUGCGGUUUUAGCCGCUCCAAGGAAAUUGUUCAAUGUAAGGUUUCCUAAGCAUACUGAGUGGGCGUGUUUCCAGAAACAAAGGGCAAACUUUCUCGCUCCCAAAGCCAGUGAAGUUAAACAGACUCCCCUAUGAAAAGGCCCUUGGGGACCCUAGGGCGUCAGAUGCGAUAGCUAAUUUUAAAAUAACUAUUUAACAGGUGAUUAGGGAGCGCGCUUUCUCUCCACCACCAAGUUCACCUCUUCUCCCACCCCCUCUAAAAUAAGUCACUUGACGAUAGGUGAUCCCAUCCCCUAGUCCUCUCCUUAAUGCCAGUCUGGAGGCGCACUGUCAAGAAGGGAUGCGUCUCCUCGCCCUCGAGAACCAGCGCGGAGACCUUUUGUGCCUCUCCUUGGCUGUGAACUUUCCCGCGCGCCCUUCCCCCAUACCCGGUCUUCUGCAAGAAGCGGGCUCCGGAGCUCAGAGCCCGAAGUGCGUGCUCUGGUCUUUGAUGAUGUUGAUAAAAUGUGGUUUCAAAUGUUGUCCCGAAGAGGCCGUUUUCCUGUCUGUACGUGGAAUGGAAGGACCGUGCCGGGUGAGUCCAGAGCGCCCGGGAGCGGACAGGAGGCGCAGGGCUGAGGAGAGAGAGGGCGCAGCCGGCGGGCGCAGGGCAUCCAUGCAGGGGAAGUUCUCCGGGGGGUUUUGAAAGGGGGAGCCAGGUUGAAACCAAGUUUCCUUAGCAAGGAAGAUUGUGUGUGUGUGUGUGUGUGUGUGUGUGUGUGUGUGUGUGUGUGUGUGUUCGGGGGUGGGGAGCGCGAUGAGGGAAGACGUCACGAAAGCCCCAGAACCCAGGCGGCCCGCGCGUGGGAAGGUCUGGCAAGUCUCCUCACCUCCCUCUUCAAACAGCGGGGGAAACAUUGGCUGGCCGCCGCUGACCCUCUUCCUGCGAAGGAAUAAAGUGAACUUGCCCAGAUACUGGAUUCCACUGGCGGUUCAGUUGUUCAGUUCUUUCUGCGUUCGCAUUGAGCAUUGAGUUUCUUUUUGACUUGCAGUGUGAACAGCAGCCAUGUGACCUCAAUUCUAUAUCAUAUCUAUAUACACACACACUUCCUAGGUACUUUAUGAUCCCAUCUGGAGAAAUUAAAACCCAGAUCUGUAAUGUUUAUUCUUAGAUAGUUUACCAAAAGCAGGGGGGAAAUGUGUGAGACACAUGUCUGCAAAUAUAACAAAAGUACUUUCCCUUAUGCUUGAAAAGUUGCCUGCAAAUGGCUGGCUUCCGUUUACUGACUGCACCACCUGUACCUCUCCAUGAAACUAAAUGGAAUCAGGAAUAAAACACCAAUCAGAUCAAGCAAUUAAAUACCAAUUAUGACUAUUAAUGACUUUAUUACUAAUGACUGGAGUUGAGAACUCCAAACCCGAUUGACGUAAUCAAGCUGUUUUAAAAUUCUGCUACCUAACAUUUUUACCGCACUCCUUCCCCAAAAUAGGAGGUUAAAAAAAACAGAGGUUAUGUUUUCAAAAAGUUCUCCAGUAGGUAUUCAUGGUCAGUGUUGAACUUACUUUUCUCAGUAAAGUUUAUUGCUACUGCUGGUAAAUAAUGGAGUCUUCCUUUCCGGCUUUGCCAAGUUACGCAAAGUGUAAUUGAUGAUGGUGGUUACACAAUACAUGGUACUUAGUUUGGAUGCAGAAUUGGGGUGGAGCAGGGGUGCUUUCUCUCUUCAAUUACUCUGAUAAUCCGGCAGACCCUAGAAGAUUUUAAGGAACAAGUGUUUCAAUUCUUCAGAUGGGGUAAUGGCUAUUGGGAUGUUUGGAAGGUGAGGAAAUGAAGAAUGGGGAACUCAGACAGCAAAGAGAAAGAAGGAAUUAGGCCUAUGUUUUGAAUUUUGUUUUUGCUCAUGGGUUGAAAUGCCUUUAGCUUGUCAUAGGCUAAGUGACUGAAAAGGUUACUGAGAACAGUAUAUUGGUGUAAAGGCUACUGUGUAGCUGGGUUUAUUUAUUACUGAAGAUGAUUUGCCAACCCUCCUUGCCUCUUGAUUGACACCCCUUCUUAUCCCAAAUGGAAGUCCCUGUUCAUUCUGGGAUAGGAGGAGGAGGCCUGGAGGGAGGAAGGGAAUAAAUUUCUGCUGGAGUCCAUGAGCAGAAAGGAGGGGGCAGUUAGUAGGGAUUCUUUAGUCGCUAUGAAGCAGGCAGGCUAGGCAGCUGGGCACUUGGAGGAGCCAGCAGUUCAUCUUGGUGUAAGUCAUCUCUGCUCAUUGUCCCGUAGUUUAGCUCUUCAGGACACAAGCAGGUUUUGGAACAAUGAACUUCAAGUCCCUGGCUUGGAGUAUUUCCCCUUCACCUCCCUCCUAGGUGGAAGCCUACAGCAGCAGCAGCAGCAGCAGCAGCAGCAGCAGCAGCAUCUGGUUCUGAUGUGUUUACCAGGCUGGUAUGGAAAUGCCCAGGGUGCAUGGCAGAAACCUGAGCUGCUAGUGACAAGCACACUCCUCUGCUAAGCAGCAAAAAGUUUCGAUACUGUUUGAGCACUGGGUGGCCUCUUCUGUUGAUGUGAAGCACAUGAUCCCCCCUCCCCAUUUCUAUUUGUCAGAGUUAAUUGCCCUGCAGUGGGGCAGCUCACACCUCAGGCAGUGCCAAGAAAUACAGCAGGGAAGGAAUCCUGCACAGGUAACAGGAUGGCGUGGUAUUACCUCAGACAACCAGGGGUUCAAAAACCUCAGUGGAAUGAAAUGGGCCUGGGGUAUUCUCCCUUUGGUGCCUCCCUAGGGACAAGCCUCUUUGGCCUGGCCUAGACUGUGGGCAGCUUAUAUAUCAUGGCCCUGAGUCCUGAAGGUGCAGCUAGUCACUUUCUGUAAAUGGACAGUUGACCCCAGAGGCAGUUCUAAAGAGGAGAGCCUGAGGUGUCCACAACAAUUUCUUUUCUGUUCCAGGGCACCAAGAGGCACCCUGAGAACUCAGAGGACCCACAGGCUCCCCUCAAGCAAAUUCUCUGCUGACCCUGGACACCCCUUGAAAGAGGGGGAGACCCACAUCACUCAGUUCCCAGGACAUCUGGUGGGAGAGUCUGGUGAGAGUUGGAGGCAGACUUCCUCUACUUACAACUUGUUUGAAAAUGGACAUAAAGAGGAGAACAGACACUCCAUCGCCCCUUCAGGGCCUCCUUUGUGUCACAAAACCUAUCCCCUCCUAGGGCACCCUUGACACUCCCCUAGGUGGGUGUACACAUUGUUCAGGACCUGUCCCCUGUACCCAAAUAAAUAUAAAUGAGUUUAUUUCUUUAAAAGAAAUAUUACAGCCUUGAACUUUUCCCAGCCGGAAUCCACCUAAUUUCAUCAAGGUCUCUUGCUAGCAGCCAUAACCCAGGCCAAAGGGGCUUGUCCCUAGGGAGGCACCAAAGGGAGAAUACCCCAGGCCCAUUUCAUUUCACUGAGCUUUUUGAACCCCUAGGUGUCUAAGGUAAUACCACCACCAUCCCCACCUGUUUUCCGUUCUUUCUUUGUGGCUUAAGAUUGCAUUUUAGGAGGGUUUAUAUAAUGUUGUUCAUGUCAGCAAGUCUCCCUGCCCCACCCUCACCCCACUGUCCUAUUUGGAAUUAUAGUUGGAAACCACACACACAUAGAAAAUCUUUGAAGAUUUUUUUCUGCUAUUCUUCCUGACUAGAAGAGUUGACAAGACAUAGACACAUUAAGUUGCAUAAAAUACAGUAGCGUGAUCAGCCUAAAUGCAUCUCAUUUGCACUGUUUGUAACCAGGGGUGGGGGCUUGUGUCACUCAUUGCCUCCCCCUCCUCUGCCCAAGCCAGACCAGCAGGCUGGAAUUUCAGAGCAGGCCCCAAGGCAGCAGCCAUUUGGGAAGUGGAAGCCCUAGCCUACCCCAGGCCAGCGGGGGUGGGGGGUGGAUAGAGAAGGUGUCUGGAGGUCUGGCCUGAGGGCUUGGACCAGCUUUGGCAGACCUGGGCUCUGGGAGGCUUGGCCGGUUGGUGCCCGCAGCUGGAAGUUGGAGGUCUGCAGCGAUGCUUCUGAGCUUCUCCUGGGUUGAGUUCAAGAAAGGGGACACCAAGAAGUAGGGGAACAGUCACUGACUAUAUUUUACAUCCACGCCUACCCCUUUCCCGGAGUUGUGUUCUCACCACCCACUUUGUCAGGGGAGGAGAAACACUCCUGCCUGAUCGGUUCCUGCACCUGUUCCCAGCCCUGAACUCGGGCCCUGAGCUCCUCACUGCCGCCUGCUCUGCGCUGAGCCCCACUCCUGAGACCGCGAGGUGCCAGAGCAGCGCCUCUCCCACCAACUCCUAGACGCCUGUAGGAGCUGUGCCGGAGCCUUCAGAACCCCGUGGGGGUGUGGGGGUGAAGUUGGAGGUCCUCCGCGUGAUUUUUUCUUAACUUUUUCCCAAUUGUUCUCCUGCGUUGAUUUCAACUUUUCCAGUCUCCCGGUGCUGGGGCGCCAAUCCUUUCCCACCAAUUCCUACCCACCAGCUGGAGGUCGGGGCCUAGGGUCGCCCCAGAGUUCUAUGGUGGCAGGGGGCGCCAAGUAGAGGGGCGGGAGGAGCUGGGUCCUCGGGAACCAAAGGGGACCUCAGCGGGGGCGGAGUGCGCAGCCUUGGCUGCUGGGAAAUGCCCAACUAGCUGCUGUGAGUGCCCACAGCGCGUCGUGGGGGCGUCCGUUCUGCAGCUCGGGUGACUCAGACGCCCCGCCAACCCCAUCAGCUCCCGGCUUCUCGAACGCUCUUCUGCUCGCCCAGCGGGGAGACUUCAGGGCCUGCCUCGUCAGGCCAGAUUGCAGCCCGCGACCUUCCCGGAUCAACCAAGGGCGAGGCAUGUUGCCCAGCAAGGCUGCCGCCUAACUGAGCCUCCCGGGAAACAGCCAUGACCAAAGCUCCGCGGGCCCAGGCGCGGGCACCUACCCCUACCCGCGCAGGCCUGUGGGAGCGCAGGGGCCGAGGCCGAGACGCUGGACUUCCAGCCCCAUACCUCUGACAACCCGGGCACGUCUGCGGAGCCCGGGGGAACAAUCAGCGGGCUCUGCGUCCCGGGAGCUGGGGACACGCCUGCAAGGUGUGUGAUCCUUUAAAGAUCCUUAGUACUAGUUUUGUAGGGAGCCUUUGUUACAGCUUUGUCAGCCUGCGCGCCUUCAGCAGCUCCCCCUCCCGGGCCCCUCGGUUCCCUCCGGGCUCGCCCCCAGCGGAGAGGGCCUGGCGCAGAGGAUCUGCCCAGGAUCAACUGCCCUCUUCCAGCUCCCCUUCUGCGAGAUUCUUUUCCGUUGGUUACAAUCUCCCCUCCGUGCCUAGGGCAGAUAAACACGGGUCGCCCUGCCUGCAGUAUUGGGGCAAUGCUGUCCUGGAAGAACGGGCUUUCUGAAUGUGACCUCGGGAUGCUGCAGCGGCGCAAUACUGCUACUGCUGAAUGAGUAGCUCUCCUGCCACCGCAGGGCGACUGCGGUGGGCACAACAGGGCGCACAGAGGAGGGGGUAAUCUGCCCGCCCAGGCUAAGGAUUUGAGGGUUCUGACAAAAAGAGCUGGUUGAGGAUGACACAGUUGUGAACUAACCUGGCUCCUACCACCCCACAGGGCAACCAGAUCCCAGUAGUCUUGGGUACCACUGCCCCCACCAUACCACCAUUGUAAAGUAUGGACUCCUGCUUAGCCAAGGUGCAGCUCUAGGCAGGAUCUCUGAAGGAUGCUCUGGCACACAGAGGGUGCAGGUAUGACUUUACCUGCACACAAGCUUACAUGUGCCCUGUCAUAUAUGGCUACACGUUUCCCCAUUUCCCCACAGUCUUCCUAUUGGACUUGUCUUCAUUCCUCCUUUCUAGGGCUUUCUGCCUGCACACAGUCAUUUGGAGAAAAUCAAGUGAGUGCACCUCUCCCCACAGAGGAUUCUGUAUGUUAUGUAACACACUCACACUGGGAUUCCUCAAGUUACCAUUUUGCCCCAAAUCAGCCAGCACUUGGUUUUCUGGCGGGGGCGUCAGGAUGAUGCAAAUGGAGGUGGAAGCUUCAUUCCCUGGGGGCUUUUAUUCCUCCCCUUGAAGCCCCAGUUCAAGGCCCAGGAACAAAGGGGAAAGGUAACUGAUCUCUCUUUUGGUCUUUCUCUCCCCUCACUUCCACCCCUUCACCUGCAGGCCCUCCUCUUUGAUAAAUAGAGGAAAGCCCGUGGGAUCAGAUACAUAUGUAAAUACUGCUGAGCUCGGCCAGCCCUCCUCACUGAAAAGCAGAAAGCCCGUUUCAGGUGCAGGCUGCUCCGUGCCUUUGAGUGUCCACCACUUCUAUUCCCUCAGACUGCUUGGGACUCAAGGCCACUCACUUAACAUCCUUCUCUUGUUAAAAACAUUCAGGACAACUAUUAAAUAGUUCUUGGAAGAGUUAAAAGACCUUCUUUCAGGAGUGAAACGUUUUUAAAGCUGUGCUUGGCAGAAGUCUUUAAGGCGUACAAAGUAGAAUCAGUAGACUUGCCUGAGCGAUUUUGAAAUUUGAAAGAUUUCUCCCCAUGAAAUGGUAAUUUAAAAUAGUUCGUAGAUGUUGUUUUGUUCUAUGAUGGCUUUUUCACUAUUGUCACCUAAGGAUUCUGAAGACCAAGCUACUAAGACAUUUGUUUUCAUUUGGUUAGUUUCUGGGUGAUACUAUGCUUUCUGAUUAGACCUAUUUAAUUUAUUUUUUAAUUCUGCAGGAGAGUUUUCAACCUUGGAAAUGUAAGUGAAACACAGAAUCACCCUCCUUGUGAGACCUUGAUAGGGGCAGAAAGGAACAAAUCUGGCUAUCACCACUCACACCUGGAAGUAUCCCUGUCUAAACCUGGGUACAAUGAGGGUGGUGGGUUUUGACACCUUUUAUUUUAUUGCUGGCUCAAGGAAAAUUCUUUGAAAUGAACGUCUAUACUACUUCAGUGUGCAAUGUUCCAGCAGACUUAAUGGGCUUGCCUUAUGUGGAGAGGCAGUCCUGGAGGACAGAGCUAAUGUGUGGUCUCCCAGGAAGCUCAUCAGAACACCUCUUGUCCCUUUUCUUUAAAAAAAAAAAAAAAUUAAAAAAGUUUUUGCUUCCCUCUCAAUGUCCAUUCCAUUAUUUUUUAGCUACAAUAAUGAAACAUGGACAGUAGUGAUCAUUCUUUUUGUCCUAUGUACUCAUGUCUAGUGUUAGGACCUUACAAAGCCCCAGACAUACCUCAGGUGUAUUCUGCACUUUUCAUAUCUGUUCACUGCUCACUGGGUCACACAGAUAAUUCACACUUGAUUCCACCUUCCUCUGGACAACUCUCCCUCAAACAACACCCCUCUAUCAACUUAUAGGGAAAGGAGAUUCACUUAGAGAAAACUUAUUGAAUUAAAGACCAGACUCAGUUUCACCAGGUAACUGAUCCUGGCCAUACCGGUGACUAGGAAGUCAUCACCUAACACUCUACCUAGAUAUAAACUCUCAGGAAGGAGGCAGGCUGGUGGGCACAUUUCCACAGACAUUUCUAAAACUGUGGCAACUGAGUACAUUUUACAGACACAAUUUUGAUAUAUUCCCAUCCAGCUUAAGGCACUUAAAAUGCAAUUUUGUUCACACGCAUGUGCGUGCACACAUACACACACGCACGUGUCAACUAGGGUGAUAUUAACAGUCCAUUUCCACUGGGCAAUUCUGGUGACAGCAGCUACAAUUAACAAACUUCUUUUCUGAAGAGUAAAAAAGAAAACAAAAGCCUCUCCAUCUAUUUUAAAAGGUUAUUUUAUAUUGUUUAGCAUUCUUUCGAAACAGGAAUUGGCUGGACACUUCUCCCUUUUCAAAGAACAGGUAAACUACUCUCCUACCCAGCCCCUCCCCAAGACCAAGCCAUUUUUAAAAGCAAAAAUUUCUGUUUCCAAAGGAAGAAAAAGGAACAAAUUCCAUUAAUGAAUUACAUACGUGGAAUGUGGCUUGUCUAGGACAUUUGUAUUUGUAAAUAAAUGGCUCCCUGUUUAUUAUGUAUGUUUUACUGGAAAAAAAAACGAACUCUAAUGCCUCUGAGCGUGUUAUAAUACAGCAAAUACUUCCACUUACGGUUUAAGUUCCACUGUUUCUUGGUACUCACUAGAAAGAAAUCGGGUUAAAUGGAGUCAAUUGUGGGGUUUAAGCGUCCAGGCUGACUUGGGGACGCGGCACCUCUAAAGUUCUCAUGUUUGCCGAAGUGCGGGGGGAAGGGGGAAUGGCUCCCUAGGAAUCUUAUGGGGAUUAAUCUGGGGUUUCGCCUUUGUCCCGGGAUCUUUCUAAGGCUCACCACGACCUCCGUCUGCAGCUUCAGAAGAGAAGCCGGCGCGCGAUCUCCUUGGCGGGCGGACUGGACACAGUCCCUGCCUUGCCCUGCUGCCGGCGCCCGCACACCGCGGUCUCAGGAUCUCCCCGUAGGCCUAGGCCUGCAGUUCUCGGGCCGAGACGGGGCCUGGGGGAGCGACCGUCAGCAGGCCAGGCACAGGCAGUCUACCCUGGUGCCUGUAGGGUGCUCGAGUUUCCCACACGCGGGAAGCGGAGGCGUGGGCCAAGCGCCGGGGGCUGCCCAAAAACUCCACCGCCCAGUGAGGCGCGCAGGGCCUGGCGGCGCGAAACUUUCACAAAGCCGCCGGCCGCCUCCGGCCUUGCCUCCACUCCGCAGUCCCAGCUGCCUAGACUUCGGUGUCUUCCCACACAACGAGCCCUGCCAGUGCACUAGGCUGUUCCGCUCUGACUUCUGCCCGCACAUGGGGACCCGAGCCAAAGGUUACGGGUUAGAACAAGUCAGCGCAUCUCCUUCCACGCGCAGCAUCCUUCGGGAAGACAGAGUACGCCCCCCACGUCAAUUUCAGGCCCUGGUCUGUGGGCUGGGCCACAGUCCUGGAAGACCCAAGGGGUCACGGGUCCAGAUCCGUCUUUACUUUGUCCUCCGCUCCAGGGCUCCAGGGCCCUGGACGGCAGAGAGGUGGAUUUCAGAGAAAGCCCUGGUCAGCCAGGCCUUGAACUCAGCCCCUCUGAACUCCACUGUCAGCAGCGGGGGCGGCAACUCAAUUCUCCCGCGAGGAGGCUGCACCCCCAGAACGGAAAAUCCGCAAACGUCGCGCAGAGACCCACAGGCAUUUCUACCUUUCCCUCCACAAGCCCUCCAGAAAGUUAUCGCCAGAACCUCUGGAACCUGAUCCGAAUCCAGCCUCCAGCAACUCCCUCAACCUUCCAGGGAAACUUUCAGAAGUUUCCCUUUCCUUCGCUCCUCAAUUCCUUGGACUUUCUCCAGCCCCCAGGUUUGCUCAUUACUCUGCUGACUGCCGUUUAGUCUCUAGGGCUCCACAGGCCUGAGUGUUUCCAGAAU